UGCGGGCGAGCUGGAACGCGGCCGUUUUCAAGGCACGAGCCGAGCAGCGGCACAGCAGCUGUCAUGUGAAACAGCUGGACGAGCCAGCAGAGGGAUAAACAACAAUACGACUGCGUCUUUCAAAACCAAGGUACACCACGAAGAAGGGCUUUAUCUGGUGAGGCAGCAGGAUGGCGGGAGCAGAGGUGUACACCCCUGCAAACCCCACCUGCAAAAUUAUGACCUUCAGGCCCACCAUGGAAGAGUUCAAGGACUUCAACCAGUACCUGGUUUACAUGGAGUCUCAGGGUGCACACCGCGCAGGCCUGGCUAAGGUGAUUCCUCCUAAGGGCUGGAAGCCUCGUCGUACCUACGACGACAUAGACGAUUUGGUGAUCCACGCUCCCAUCCAGCAGAUGGUGGCUGGCCAAUCAGGGCUCUUCACUCAAUACAACAUCCAGAAGAAGCCGCUUAGUGUGCAGGAGUUCAGACGACUUGCCAACAGUGACCAAUAUUGUACACCUCGCUACCUGAACUAUGAAGAUCUUGAAAGGAAAUACUGGAGGAACCUCACUUUUGUCUCACCCAUAUAUGGAGCCGAUGUCAGCGGGAGCCUCUAUGAUGAGGAUGUAGAGGAAUGGAACAUCGGCCAUCUGAACUCUAUCUUGGAUGUUAUCGAAGAGGACUGUGGUGUGUCCAUCCAGGGGGUUAAUACACCGUAUCUGUACUUUGGCAUGUGGAAGACCUCUUUCUCUUGGCACACUGAGGACAUGGACCUGUACAGCAUCAACUACCUGCACUUUGGAGAGCCCAAGUCCUGGUAUGCCAUCCCUCCUGAACAUGGAAAGAGAUUAGAGCGUUUGGCUACAGGUUUCUUUCCCAACAGCUUCAAGGGAUGUGAGGCUUUUCUUCGUCACAAGAUGACUCUAAUCUCCCCUUCUAUACUGAAGAAGUAUGGCAUUCCCUUUGAUAAGAUUACUCAGGAAGCUGGAGAGUUCAUGAUCACUUUCCCUUAUGGCUAUCAUGCUGGCUUCAAUCAUGGCUUCAAUUGUGCUGAGUCUACCAACUUUGCUAGUGUGCGUUGGAUAGACUAUGGCAAGGUGGCCACACAGUGCACAUGCAGUAAAGACAUGGUAAAGAUCUCCAUGGAGCCAUUUGUGAAGCGUUUUCAACCUGACCGCUAUGCUACCUGGAUGCUGGGUAAAGACUCAGCACCCAUUGACCACACACUCGCCACUCCCAGCACAACACCUGAGCUUCAGAGCUGGUUGCAGAGGCGCCGCAAGGCUAAACCUGUCAGCAAAGGCAGCACCCACUCUCGUAUGCGCUCCAAGCGUCUCAGAACCACAGAGGAGCCUGUUGCCCUGGAAAGUAGCUCAGUCCUGGGCAGCAGCAAGAGGAGAGGCCUGGGUGGUCCGCUUGCGCCUAAGGUGCGACGGUCUGUAGGAGAGACAACCUGCAGAACAGAGGAGGAGGAGGAAGAGGAGGAAGAGAAGGAGAAAAAACAGGAAGAGAGGGAAGCUGAGUCAAAGCACAACCAGAAUCACAACUCUGCCCAGCUCCCUGGUCCGUGCCGACAGAUGUGUGUGGUCAAAGUAAACCGUGUAGAGGGUGACAAUUUGAGCUUUUCCAAUAAGGUGCCAUCCCAAAAAUCUGUUGCCAACUCCACUCCCCCCCCUGCCUCACCAGUUAACAAAGACUCAGUGGCAGAGACACUCACUCAUACUGACCCUCAACACCCCUCACCGUCAGGGGUCAAGGGUGUGCCGCCUGUGGUAUUCCAACAUAAACCCGAGGCUACACAGAUUCAUGCUGGAAUUGAAGAGCCAAGGCCUUACUCUCCUGAACCACAAAACCUCUCAAUGUCUCAGGACUGCUCUUUAGAGGUCACACCUCUGGAGGGCAAUAAAAUGCUCACAUCAGGCAUUUCUGUUGAGACUGAGGUGGGCUCAUGUCCUAUUGAAUGUGAAGCUCAGGCAUCCAGUUCUCUGUGUAGAGACGAGGCUUCAAGCCUGACACCAAACACUGACAGGGACCUUGACACAGGUACUGAGAAUUACACUAGCAAAACUGCUAAGGCAGAGAAAAUGGAAUCAACUGAACCACAGCAUAAUAAUCAACCCUCCACCACAGAAGCACUUUAUGAUCCCAGCACUGAGCCAGCAGAGGGGGAUAGUUACACAUCUUGUAGCAGUCUCUCCACUUUACGACACCAGUGUAGCCUAGAAAACAGCAGCACUGAGGAAAACCUUAUUCCUCCUCUGUUACAGAGGAAUGGAGUGGAUAUGCCCCUCCUCACCCCUGAGCAGGCAGGAGAUAAGGUUGGAGUCAGUCCCUUGCCACCUGUCCUGACCCAAGAGAUGCCCUCACUCACCCUCGCUGAUGACGGGCUAACAGACCCCCUACCAUCCACAUCUCACACUCACCAGGUGGCACCAGUGCUUCAGCGGGAGACACUCACUGGCUCUCCGUCCUCACAUGAAGCCAAACAGGAAGAGACGGUAAUUGAAUCAAUGAUGGCAAAAGAAACUCAGCCUGUAGAGCAUGCCAGUGACUGGCAUUCAGAUUCCUCUCGAUAUGGCAAAGAGGCAGGAAUAUCUGAUUUAGAUACUAACAUGAGUGAUUUAACUAGCAACACUAUGCACAAAAACACUUCUGAUGGUCUUCAUGAAUCUCAAACAAUGCCAGAUAUUGCUGUAGAACAGGAUCAUGCAGUGUUGGAAAGUCUUACCCCUGCACAGUGUUGUGCUAGCACUAGCCAGCAAAAUCAGAACACUGCUCUUCAUACAGAGCAGCUACCCAACCCAGUAGAGAUAACAACCAAGGAAAACACCAAGAACUCAACUCAAAGAGACAGUGAAUUCAACUUCAGCAGCUCCCAUUGGACUAGCACCUCAAGCCACAAUCCCCCAGCCCCUUCCCUAUCAAUAUGCACUCAAAAUGACAGUCAUACAGCACUACAGCUUCACCAAGUGGAUGAGACUCAUCUUCAGCGCAAUACAUACUCCCCCUCUCAUUGUAGUUCCCAGAAUGCAUACAUAGACCCCAAACCUUUCUCUAGCAGCAUCUGGAAAAACCUCAAUUCCCAUAGUCCUGCAGUUCUCAUCCAAAGUCUCCACUCAGAGCUUCCUUCUGACUUCACCCAUGACCCCCUCCCUUACACUAUGUGGACUGAACCGCAGUGCAAAGAGGUCACAGAUCUGGACGACCCAGGACAAGACCUCCGUGAGUCAGAGAACCAAGGAGAGGAGGGUGGGCCUCUGACAUGGGCCCAGCUGGAGCCCACUGCGCUACUUUCGGCUGGUGCCGUAGAGCCCCUGGGGCUUUGUGGAGACUAUGAGCUCCACAGAGUGGAAGCAGACGGGCCUGAAGCUCUUGCACUGUGCAGGGAGCUGGGGAGGGAGAGGGAGGCAGAAGGGAGUCUAGACACAGACCCUCCAGGUUCUCUGGGGAUAGAGGGAAAGGAACAGGAGGAGGUAUCUGACGGGGAAGAAGGGGGGUCAGAAGAGGAAGAGGAGGAGCAGCAGAGUAGUGCCAAGGGGGAAAGCAGCAGUGACUCAUCAGAUGAGGAAGAGGAAGAGGAGGAAAAUGAUACAAGUGACUAUGAGUGUGGUGAAUCAGGGCUGGAACCUGGGGAGGUUUGUGCUUACCCUGCUCUGUCCGCAAAGAGGACCAGUAAGAGCUGGCGUCACCCGCUGAGGAAACCUACUGCCAGGGCUGUGCCCACUGCUGUCAAACAACAGGCUGCCAGUGAUGAUGAGCCCCCUGAGGCAACUCUGGCAGAGGAGGAGCACGAAGUGGAGACGUGGGCUAAGCCCCUCCUGUUCCUGUGGCAGAACAGGAAGAGCUACUUCACAGCAGAGAGGGAGUACAAUGCCAACGCAGCCACCAUGCAACCAUACUGUGCUGUCUGCACACUCUUCAUGCCCUACUAUCAGAAUGAAGACAAAGCAGAGGACAAUAAAACCAUCCCAGCAAAGACCCCCACCUUGUUCCGAGCCUCCUCUCCUCCUGAGGGCUCUGCACGCCCCAGUGGAGGGCUAAGGAGGACCAAACCCCUGAUCCCAGAAAUUUGCUUCUCCUUCCGGGAGCAGAACUGUCCCCCAACUCCCACCAACCCCCUGCUGCAGGAGGAUGGCACCUCACCUCUUCUCUACUGCCAGGGCUGCUGCCUGCAAGUCCAUUCAAGUUGCUAUGGUGUUGCUGCAGAUGAUGUCAGUGAACAGUGGUCAUGUGAUCGUUGCAUGGAAGGAAACUUCACAGCGGAAUGCUGCCUGUGUAACCUCCGAGGUGGCGCUCUGAAGAAGACCACAGAUGACAAAUGGGCCCAUGUGAUGUGUGCAGUAGCUCUGCCGGAGGCAAGGUUCAGUGAUGAAGCCAAGAGGAGUCCCAUUGACACUAGUAGGAUCCCCAUGCAGCGAUAUAAACUGAAGUGCAUCUAUUGUCGUAAGCGCUGUGCAGGGAAACGGCAGGCGGGUGCUUGUAUCCAGUGCUCAUGUGGUCGGUGUCCCACCUCCUUUCAUGUCACCUGUGCCCAUGCUGCCGGGGUAACCAUGGAGCCUGAUGAUUGGCCGUAUGUUGUGUCAAUCACCUGCCAUAGGCACCAGUCACGGAGCUCCUCAGCUAAGCAACGAGCAUGCCAGGCAUCAAUCUCGCUGGGCCAGACGGUGAUCUCCAAACACAAGAAUCUGCGGUACUACAGCUCCAAGGUCACGCAGAUCACCUCCCAGACCUUCUAUGAGGUCAUGUUUGACGACGGCUCCUUCUCCAAUGAUACCUACCCUGAGGAUAUAGUGAGUAGAGACUGCGUGAACUUGGGUCCUCCUGAAGUGGGGGAGGCUGUUCAAGUUAAGUGGCCUGAUGGGCUGUUCUACGGCGCCAAAUACCUGGGAUCCAAUGUCUCCUAUAUGUACCAGGUGGAGUUUGAGGAUGGGUCUCAGGUACUGGCAAAGAGAGAAGAUGUCUACACUCUGGAUGAAGACCUUCCAAAAAAGGUGAAGGGUAGACUUUCCACAGCCUCCAGCAUGCGUUUCCAGGACACCUUCUUUACCACGCAGGGUGAGAGAAAGAGGCAGAGAAUGCCCAAUUCAUGGUUUCAAAAAGACUAUGUGGCCCUUCCAGGCCUCCGUACAACCGCCAAAAGCACAUGUGAGCCACGCAGCCCCAAAGGGAAAUGAAGAGAUGGAGAAGGAUCAAUGACAAAUGAAUGCACUGAAUUGACUGCGGAUGUAAAAGGGGAGGAUGUUUGUGUGAGUGUAUGUGUGUGUGUGUGUGUAUGCUUGUGUGUGAGCUUCCUGGAUCUAGUUCCAUCUUAACAACUAUGGCCCACAUAAGUUCUGGUGAAUAGAUUAAGAGGAAAGAUUCAAGGAGAUGGUUGCUUUGUGUAAGAUGGAAGUUGGCUUACCAUUUGUGUGCUUGCUUGCUCAGUGACUCGGUGGGCAGGUUGGUGGUAGAUGAUUGGCUAGAGAUGAUUUAGAUCAGGCUGACCAUCUACAGAACGGAUUAACGGAGUGCAUCGUGGCCCUCGGUUGCCUAGUGCUUUCACAUCUGUCAGGGAAUUUCAACAAACACAACUUAUAUUUGUCACAUCACCCUUUUUGAAAUAAACCACAAAAACUUAUUCCUUUGUAAAUGACAAAUUCAGAAGUUUGAGAUUUUUCUAAAUAGCUGACCUACAGUAGCUUUUUGGGGGUCUGUCCUGAGUUUUCAUUUUGAAUAUGUAUGCACUUUGCUCGUAGUGUUUUCAUCACAUGUCCUACUGUUUUCUCCCCGCAUGUUAAACGUCGUCUCUUCCUGCUUCAGCGGCGCCAAGUCCAAAUACACUCCUGUGGCUUCCUCUCUGCGUCCUUUUUUUUUACUUCCAUACUGAACAAAAAUAAGCUGAAUGUAUCAUUUUACAUCCAAAUGGCAUAAUUGUAUAAUCAAAAAUAUUUUUUAUUUGAUCACACUACCCGUGAUUCACUUUCUAACAAGGGAAGAUCAGACAAGGUGACCAGGAUAGGAAGCCAUGCAAGACUGUUGUAUUGGUUUUUGUGCCCUUUUACCAUGUGAAAUCAUAAUGCUACUGUUGCUCUGUGUUGAAUGAAACACACUGUUAAAAUUAUUUAAGUUAAUGUUUGUAUUUAUUUUGGGCUUGCUAUAGAUAAAGUAUUGCUAACUGCUGUAAGAAAAACAAAAUAAAAAAAAUCCAUAUUUGAUUUUUUUAUUGAA
This is a messenger RNA of Myripristis murdjan (pinecone soldierfish), 6189 nucleotides long. RefSeq names its product lysine (K)-specific demethylase 4C (gene kdm4c). The record is from RefSeq and is a predicted model, not a curated record. The transcript is spliced from 22 exons. Gene Ontology annotation, cellular component: nucleus; chromatin. Bases 171 to 5156 code for a protein of 1661 amino acids. Gene Ontology annotation, biological process: chromatin remodeling; regulation of gene expression. Gene Ontology annotation, molecular function: histone H3K9 demethylase activity; histone H3K36 demethylase activity. Lineage: Eukaryota; Metazoa; Chordata; Actinopteri; Holocentriformes; Holocentridae.